AAUCAACGGAGCUUUUACAAAUUUUGGAAAUCUACUCACUGCUCAAAAUCUGAAAUUUAUAUUUUUGUUGGAAGUAAUUGAAAGAAGUCAAACAUGGUAUCCUGUGAAGCUAUUCAAGCUAUGAAGACAAUGGCAAUGGAUGUCAAGAAAAGAGCAAUCCUUGUCAAGGACAGUACAUGUAUCGGUGGGCUAGUGCUUGUUUUGUCAAAUCCUGAUGAGAAUGUUGUCAAGCUUGCUUUAGAGACGAUACAUCUGUUAGCCGAAACUGCGGAUCAUAGACCAUUGUUGAGAGGAUUUAUUGGUAUGAUGGAGCAGCUAGAGUCACUCAUUGACAGGAAAGAUUGUGGUGAGGUUGAAUGUAUGGCUAAAGAAGUUUACAUGCAGCUGAAACAAGAUAGUCAGGUUACCCCACUCAAAGACAACUUUAAUACUUCAGCAAAUAAGUCCAGAAGAAGCAGUAUGCAGAAGAUGUUACACGGAGGUUAUAAGAACUCCAAAAUAAUUGUACUGCAGCUCAAAGGACUCCUAAAUAAGUGUGACAGAGAUGUCUGCAUGCGACUGCUGCUGCAAGUGAAAGGCGUUAUAAGCAUCACUUUUGACAUGAAUAAAAAACGCUGCAUCGUGAGAGCAAAACUUGAUGUCCGUCCAGAGAGUCUGGUACAAGCUAUUGCCAAGACACAGUCAAUUCAUGCACAACAGGUUGUGAAAAAUGAUUCUGGGGAAGAGAUGUUCCUGUCCUUUGGUACACGCAAUGAUAAAUUGAACAAAGAGAAUGAAUCUGAUCUGCCAGACUACCUUCCCGAUGAUGAAGAAUUACAGCCUAUUGAUGACAAAGCCAUCUCCCGCAACAAGCCUGAUUCUACAUCAGGAGGCUGGCUUAGCUCUGCAGCUAGUUUUCUUGCUAAUUCAUUUUACUGGUGAAAGAUGCAAGAAUAUGAAACUUUAUAUGUACGGAACAGAACUGUGAUUUAGUCAUGUGAUAAAAGGAAUUACGCACCAUGUGUUUUUUUCUUUAAUAAUAAAGUGAACUGUGAUGGUUCAGGAAAAGAUUUUUUAAAAGUGAUUGAAGAUACAAAGUACUGUUGAUACAAACAAGUUAUACUACUAUAUUUGUGAUUUUCUACAGUAAGUGAAAACAAGUCAGUGGUGUAGUUUUGCAGGAGGUGAAAAUACAGACUGUAUAUAGAAUAUCAAUUAAGCCGAAAUGGUUUGUUGAACUGUUGAAUAUUUUUUUAAGCAAAAAGAAAAAAGAAACUCACAGAAAUAUCUUAUUGAUACAUAUUUCAUAGGAGUAUGCUUUCUUGAUAUGUUUAUCUUCUAGUGCUAUUUCAUUCUAAGCUCCUACUCUUUGAUGUUUCAGUAAGUUAUGUUGUAAAUACAUUACCACAGUGUGUUCAUGUUUUGUGUAUUUCUGUCUUAGUCUGUGUAAUUUAUGCCAGUCUGAUAAACUCAAAUAAAGUGUAUUUAUAGAAA
Messenger RNA from Mercenaria mercenaria, 1473 nucleotides. RefSeq names its product armadillo repeat-containing protein 1-like. NCBI's taxonomy places the organism in Eukaryota, Metazoa, Mollusca, Bivalvia, Venerida, Veneridae. The record is from RefSeq and is a predicted model, not a curated record. The transcript has 9 exons. Bases 94 to 921 code for a protein of 275 amino acids. Gene Ontology annotation, molecular function: metal ion binding.